GCGGGCAUACACAACAGGAGUCACGUGACCGGUGGGGCUACAACAUGGCGGAUGUUGAAACGUCGAAAUCUUUGAACGGUUUGCUGAACGGAAUAGCACAAAUAGUGUAUUAUAAUAAUGCUGAAAUAACAGAGGAACUUUUGAAAAAUGAACUUUAUCCAGACUUAACGCAGGAGGAGUUUCGAGCGAUGCAUGAAAAGAUGAAAGGUCUUUUAAAGUCUAUCGCCACUGCUAACAUGGAUCAGGCCCAGCUGGAAGCCUUCCUGACUGCCCAGACCAGGAAGCAGGGCACGGGGGGUGUGAGCGCCGAGCAGGCGGCCGCCCUCUCCCGGUUUUGGAAGAGCCACCGGGCCCGGGUGAGGGAGAGCCUGCUGGGCCAGAGCCGCUGGGAGCCCAGCCUGAAGGGCCUCACCUGGAGGGUGGACCUCCAGACCUCAGCCAGCAGAGGGGGUGCUGCUAACAUUCCCGUGGCCCUGGUGGAGCUGGAACUGGGCAGGACUGGAGAGGAUUCAGACUUUGUGUGUCUGGAGUUUGACGAGGCGAAGGUGAACCAGGUGUUGAAGAAGAUGGCAGAGAUCCAGGAGAGCAUCGACGCCAUCGUACACCGCAGCUAGGGUCUACAAUUCUGUGUGAAAUAGGAGAGAAACGUCCCUGUUCUAUUAAAUCAAUAAGUGGUU
Messenger RNA from Oncorhynchus masou masou (cherry salmon), 677 nucleotides. Its product is annotated as COMM domain-containing protein 1-like. The transcript is spliced from 3 exons. Gene Ontology annotation, biological process: negative regulation of sodium ion transmembrane transport; positive regulation of protein ubiquitination; negative regulation of protein localization to cell surface. The coding region runs from base 45 to 614 and encodes 189 amino acids. Gene Ontology annotation, cellular component: endosome. Lineage: Eukaryota; Metazoa; Chordata; Actinopteri; Salmoniformes; Salmonidae. The record is from RefSeq and is a predicted model, not a curated record.